GCGACUCCCGCCGUCUGCCCGGCCCCCGAGCUGACGCAGGCUCAGGCGGAGCCUGAGGCGGACUCGCUCGGCGCCCUCGCGGCGGCGGUCCCUGGCGUGCUGGUGGCGCGCAGCUGGAGGCGUACCGCGCCUUGCGAGGGGUCUGUGGCCGAAUGCCCAAGGCUGCGGAGGCCGCGAUCGGAGGGCGUGAUGGCGCUGCCCCCGCGAGACGAGGGGCUGGAGUGGUGGAGGCAGCUUCUGCCGGGCCAGCGGCUCAGCGUAACUUGCCGCGCCCGGGCCGCAUUGGCGCCUGACGGCGCCGAGUACGAGGAGGACUACACCGGCGUGAGCCCGCAGGCGGGGCCCGAGGGCGCGGCCCGGAUGCCAGCAGGUGGAGGCGCGCCCGAGGGCUGGCCGCGGCCGACCUACCGCGGUCGGGCGGCCCUCUCGGAGGAGGAGCUCAAGGCGGCGAUCAUGCGCGGCCGCGCGCUGGUGGAGGAGCGUCUGCCGGACCUCGCGCCCGGGCCGCCUGCUGAGGUAGCGGGCCCGGGUGACAGGCUGGUGGAGUGGGCGGACUUCUUCGGCGAGGCGAGGCGGCCAGGGUUGGAGGUCGAUUACGACGCGCAGGGGGAGAAGCACAAGCCCAUCAGGACCGCCUGCCGAGAGGGUUCGCAAGAGGCCUUCCCCGACCAGCCCAGCGAGGGGCCUGUAUCGGCCUUGACGGUGUGCAAGAACAGGGAGCGCACGAACGGCGACCCCAGGUCCUGGCGGAGGGACAUCCUGAGGUCCAGGGGCGUCGGCGACAAUGACAGAGUGACGCAUGAUAUGCAUGUUCUCUGCGACAUCCUCUUCUGGGCCGCGGUCUACGACCAGGUGAAUCUAGGCGACCCGAUGUGCCUGGAGACGGCGGCCAGGAGGAUCGCGGGGCUGGUGGAGGUGUACUCCGAUCCAGCCAAGCCUGUCUGGGGCCGCGCCCGCCUGUACCCGGGUGCUGCGUCCUCGGAUGGCAACGCGGACCAGGCCUUGCUGCGGUUCGCCACCAGGAGGAUCAAGGAGCAGCGGGAGGCCCAGGCGGUGCUGUCGUAUGACAAGGGCCCGCGGCGCACCGAGGGCGACGGCACCGCCGACGACGGCGGCAAGGGUCGGCUGGGGCGCCCGCCAUCGAAGAACGCGAAGGGAGGGGUGACGCGGGGUCGGCUUGCCGCCUCGCGCAGUGCCAGGGAGCUGUUUCCGCUGCCGCGCUGGCGCCUGCCUGAGCUGCCUGUGGCCGACUCCGUUCGGAGCAUGGCCCUGCGGCGGCGCGAGAGGCUGGUGUUCAAGAUGGGUAACGAGGCGGUGGAUGCUCUGAACUGGCUUGCUGGUUGUCGGGGCGGACCGGCCUACUUCGAUCCCGACCCGAUGCAGCUUGAAGUUUUGGAGCGGAUCUGCGAGUCAGCCUCGCGGCGGUUCCCAGGUCCUGAUGCUCUCAGUGAACGCGCGGCCGUCCGCCGGCUGCUGCGCGGGCAUGCGCCGUGCGAUGGGGCGGGAUGUCUCGCCCGUGUCGCGCCUUUCAGAAAGGGCCUUGUUUCGUUGCCCGAGACAGUGGAGGGCUGCCCGCCGUUUGAGGACGUGGCCCCUCCAGAGGUCCAGAGAUUCCUGAAGGGGCAUCCCGAGCGCAUGCUGCGCGCUGACAGUCCCUCUUCUACCGUGACACCUUCCUUCGACCCCGCGCUGAAGCGCAGCGUGAAGACCUACAGGCAGUUCAUCAGCGACCUGCGCCGACGCGGCUCGGUCGGCUGGACCACGCGCCCGCGUUGCCAGGUCGGCCUCUUCUUUGUCGAGAAGGACGGAGGUCAGCGGCUCAGGCUCAUCCUUGACGCCAGGCCCGCGAACCUUCUAUUCGAGCCGCCGCCGGGCGUCAGCCUCUUGAGCGCGGAGGGCCUCAGCCGUGUCGAGGUCGCCCUGCCAGAUGGCCUGGGCCCCUGGGGCGAGGGGGCGGAGCGGCUCCUCGGCAGUUACUCUUUGCGCGUGGGCCUGGCCGACGUGAAGGGCUGCUUCCGCAGGUUGCGACUUCCUGGAUGGCUCUCCGAGUAUUUCUGCCUACCCGUCGUGCCAGCGUACUUGCUCGGCGCGGAGGGCCAGAUCUGGGAAGGCAGGACCCUGGAGAGGCACGAUCUGGUGAGUCCGUGCUGGGCCGUCUUCCCAAUGGGUUUCACGUGGAGCUUGUGGGCUGCCCAGCGGAUCAACGAGUGCCAGACGAGUUCCAUCUGCUCGCAGCUGCGCGAGAGCCCCCUUACUGACCGUGGCAGGCCCCCCGUCUUCGGUCCCAGCGUCCCCAAGGACCGCGUCUCGCACUACGUGUACGUCGACAACCUGGGGGUGGCCUCCACCGACGAGCCCAUCGUCACCGAUGCGAUCGCGCAGCUGGUUGAGGGCUUCGACCAGCGCGGCCUCCUCCUCCACGGCAGCUCCGUGGGCGCCGAGGUCGAGGCGCUGGGCGCCGAGGUUUCGGGGGCCCUCUGGAGGACGAGAGUGACGCAGAAGCGGUUCUGGCUCAUUCGACAGGCCCUGAACGGCCUCCUGCGACGCCGCCGCCUCGCAGGCUGGGCGGUCGAGGUCCUGGGAGGCCACUGCGCGUUUGCGGGAUUGCUGAGCAGGGGUACGUUGAGCGUAUUCCUUACGGUCUAUGCUUUCAUGCGGAAGUCAUGCGCCGAACCUAGUGUGCUGUGGCUCGAAGCCCGCCAGGAGCUCGAGACGUUCCGAGGCCUCCUCAUCUUCUUGGAGAGUGACUGGACGCUGCAGUGGAACGAUCUGGUGGUGGCGACCGACAGCAGCUUGGAGGCAGGAGCUGGCUCGACCACCCGGUGGCCGCGAUCGCUGGUGGCCGAGGUGGGCCGCGUGCAGGAACGCGCCCGCUUCCGGGAGCCCGCGGCGGUCGAGACCGACGGUGCUGCCGGGGCCGCUCCUGCUGCCCGCCGCGGUGCGCGAGAUGCGGCGCUGGAGGCGGCUGGCUUCUGGCGCGACGCCGAUGGCGAGUGGCGGCUGGCCGAGGGCGCGAUCGACGACGACGAGCAGGCCGCUGCGUGGGAGGCAGGCCCGUCCUUCCCCGAGGUGCCCGCCGCGGGCCUGGCGAGUAACCGCUGGCGCACCAAGCAGGUGCAGCGCUGGCGAUUCGAGGGGGGCAUCCUUAUCAAGGAGGCCCGAGCACUGGUGAUGGGCGUCCGUCGCAUCGCCCAGUCUGUGUUCGGUGCCGCCUUCCGUCAGCUGAUUCUGUCUGAUAACAUGUCAGUUGUGCUGUCUUUUAACAGGAGUCGUGCUAAAGAGUUUGCUCUCCUCGUCCAGGUCCGCAGGUUUCAAGCCUACUGCCUCGCAAAGAAUCUGAAUGUGUCUGUGAGGACCCCCCGAGGGCCGCAGCUCCUGCCGAGACUCACCGCGGCCCAGAGAGCGCAGGACUGGCAGACCAGGUUGAGCUUGGUCGAGCUGUCGCCAGCGCCCAGACUGCCCGGACACGAGCGCGACCUCCAAGCCCUCCCCCAGGACUGGUCGCGCCCGAUCGUGGCCGGCAGCGACGACGGCAGCAGCGCCUCCGACGAUCGGCAGGUCGUGCCAGCCGGCGAGAUGCGCGAGAGGGAGCCGCAGAAAAAGGCAGCUCGGAGGCGACGGGCUUACGGCGCGGAGGCGUCACAGGGCAGCACGGCGGUGGCGGGCCAGACGUUCUUGGAGAGGCGGUCGGUGUUCGGACCUGCGAGGAACCGCUGCGCUCGAGAGCUGGAGGCCUCCCUGGAUUAUUGCGACCAGGGCCCGCCGCGGGCCUUGACCACGGCCUCAGAAAUGGACGAGGCGAUGGUCGACUACAUGAACCAUCUGUCCUUCGAAGGCCCCGAGAGCGCCAAGGGCGAUCAAGUGAUGGCAGGCCUCAUGUACAGGUUCCCGGGGUUCUCGAAGCAGGGCAAGGCCAAGACACCUCGGGCCUGGAGGUGCGGGCUCGCCUGGCGCAUGGUGGUGCGAAACGCGCUGCAGAUGGCGGUGUUCUUGCUCGCGAUGGUCUCCGGCUACCUCAGGCCCAGUCAUCGGCGGGCGCUGGCGAGAGGCAACAUCAUCGCGCCUGCGAUGGGG
This is a messenger RNA of Prorocentrum cordatum, 4074 nucleotides long. The record is from the annotation of a GenBank genome assembly. Lineage: Eukaryota; Dinophyceae; Prorocentrales; Prorocentraceae.